Molecule: messenger RNA, 2123 nt
Organism: Phyllostomus hastatus (greater spear-nosed bat)
Lineage: Eukaryota; Metazoa; Chordata; Mammalia; Chiroptera; Phyllostomidae
Gene: ATG16L2
Product: autophagy related 16 like 2
Exons: 18
Coding region: 70-1935 (621 amino acids)
Biological process (GO): negative stranded viral RNA replication; autophagosome assembly
Cellular component (GO): autophagosome membrane
Molecular function (GO): protein binding
Source: RefSeq, a predicted model, not a curated record
GUCCCGCCCCAGCCCACUAGCGCCUUUUUAGGCCCCGGGUGUGCGUGGGGCAGGCGGGAGCGCACUGCUAUGGCGGGGCCUUGCAGCUCCGGAUCCCCCGCUGCCUGCUGGAAACGCCAUAUCGUGCGGCAGCUGCGGCAGCGGGACCGCACGCAAAAGGCACUCUUCCUGGAGCUGGUGCAGGCCUAUAAUCGUCUCCUGGAGAAGGCUGAGCUGCUGGCCCCAUUCUCAGAGAAACUGCACCCAGAGCCAAACAAUGUUACUCCUGCGACCCACCAGGGCCCCUGGGAUGAGGAGUUGGGGUCUGACUCCGACCAGGUCCCGUCACCAGCCACUCUGAGGGUGAAAUGGCAAGAGAAGAAGGAGGGGCUCCAGCUGGUCUGUGGUGAGAUGGCCUACCAGGUGGUGGAAAAGAGCGCAGCCCUGGCCGCCCUAGAAUCUGAACUGGAGGAGCGUCACAGCAGGCUGGCGGCUCUGGAGGCAAGGGUGGCGCAGCUGAAGGAGGCACGGGCGCAGCAGACCCGGCAGGUGGAAGCGCAGCAGGCCCGGAACGCGGCACUGCGGCUGGCCUACGAGGCGCUGCGCGCGCACCUGGGACUCCAGGAAGCGGCCCUGCGCAAGCUGGAAGAGGAGGCGCGCGACCUGCUCGAGCGGCUGGUGCAGCGCAAGGCUCGCGCUGCUGCGGAACGCAACCUGCGCCUUGAGCGCCGCGAGAGGGCCAAGCAGGCACGGGUGUCCCAGGAGCUAAGGAAGGCUGCCAAGCGGACAGUGAGCAUCAGCGAGAGCCCAGACACCCUAGGUGUCGGGAUCAAGGAGAAGGCCGAGGUGACUCUGACACUGCCUGCUGAGCCGGAAUUUCUAGCGAGUGAGGCUGGUGAGAAGUGGAAGAGGCCUUUUAGGUCUGCCUCUGCCACCUCCCUGACCCUGUCUCACUGUGUGGAUGUGGUGAAGGGGCUUCUGGAUUUUAAGAAGAGGAGAGGACACUCCAUUGGGGGAGUCCCUGAGCAGCGAUACCAGAGCAUCCCUGUGUGUGUGGCUGCCCGACUUCCCACCCGGGCUCAGGAUGUGCUGGAAGCCCACCUUUCUGAGGUCAAUGCAGUUUGUUUUGGUCCCAAUAGCAGCCUGCUGGCCACUGCGGGGACUGACCGCCUCAUCCACCUCUGGAAUGUCGUGGGAGGUCGCCUGGAGGCCAACCAGACCCUCGAAGGAGCUGGCGGAAGCGUCACCAGUGUGGACUUUGACCCCUCGGGCUCCCAGGUAUUGGCAGCUACUUACAAUCAGGCCGCUCAGCUCUGGAAGGUGGGACAGGCGGUGUCCAAGGAGACACUGUCUGGACACACAGACAAGGUGACAGCCGCCAAAUUCAAGCUAACGAGGCACCAGGCAGUGACUGGGAGUCGAGACCGGACAGUGAAGGAGUGGGACCUCGACCGUGCCUACUGCUCCAGGACCAUCGAUGUCCUCUCCUACUGUAACGACGUGGUGUGCGGGGACCAUGUCAUCAUCAGUGGCCACAAUGACCAGAAGAUCCGGUUCUGGGACAGCAGGGCCCCCCGCUGCACACAGGUCAUCCCCGUGCAGGGCCGGGUCACCUCCCUGAGCCUCAGCCUCGAUCAUCUGCAUCUGCUCAGCUGCUCCCGGGACAACACGCUCAAGGUCAUCGACCUGCGUGUGAGCAACAUCCGCCAGGUGUUCAGCGCUGACGGCUUCAAGUGCGGUUCUGACUGGACCAAAGCCGUGUUCAGCCCGGACAGAAGCUACGCAUUGGCAGGUUCCUGGGACGGAGCCCUUUACAUCUGGGAUGUGGACACUGGGAAACUGGAGAGUAGCCUACGGGGACCCCACUGCACCGCCGUCAACGCCGUGGCCUGGUGCAACUCCGGGAGCCACGUGGUGAGCGUGGACCAGUCCAGGAAGGUCGUGCUCUGGCACUAGUGCCGUGACCUCCCCUGCCUGGGCUGGAGCUCGAGUCCGAAGCCUGAAGCCGGAGAACAGCUUCCCCUGGGCCCCAGGGAGGUGUGGGCAGGGUACGGGUGGCUCGGGGCCUCUGGUGGGGAAGAAGGCCGGCGGGGCCUUUGUUUAAAAAUAAAGUGUGGGUUGGUGCGGGGGGACAGAUGACAGUA